Molecule: messenger RNA, 1167 nt
Organism: Miscanthus lutarioriparius
Lineage: Eukaryota; Viridiplantae; Streptophyta; Magnoliopsida; Poales; Poaceae
Source: the annotation of a GenBank genome assembly
AUGCUAUCGUUGGCGUGGGCUUCGUCCUCCGCCCCGUCUAACGUCGAGGGCCUCGACGAGAACGUGUUCAUCCCGGCCUGCCAACCAAGACGUCGCGACGCGGCGACAGACGGCUUCAAGUGGCAGAUCGGCUCCAUGUUCCGCGGCGAGCUCCCCGACCAGAGCACCGUGGCGGUGAAGCGGAUGAACGGGCUAGGCACGCAGGGCCAGCGCGAGUUCCUGACGGAGAUCGCCGUGAUCGGCAACAUCCAUGACGUGAACCUGGUGGCGCCAAGGAAUACCGUGGGAGACGUACCUCUGGAGUGGUACAAGGACGAGGAGCACAUUGGGUGUGACAUCGAUGGGAGGAAGAUCAAGAAACGUGAUAGGGAGGGGCGCAUUGAAGCCUACCUCAGGAAUGCAGAUGAUGCCAAGAAUUGGACAAAGAUCUAUGAUGAGUAUAAUGACGAGGAGGUUCAGAUUACAAAGGAUGAGGCUAAGAUAAUAGAUUAUGUUGAUUGGUUUGAAUAUGAGGAUAAAGGUCAUCCGCUUUCUAGUGCCCCUGAGCCAAAGAGGCAAUUUGUACCUUCAAAGUGGGAGCAGAAGAAGGUUGUUAAACUUGUAAGAGCCAUUCGUAAUGGAUGGAUAAAGUUUGACAAGCCCAAGGAGGAACGUAACUUGUAUCUAUUAUGGGGAGAUGAAACUGAUACAGCAGACAAUAAGCGGCAUGGCUUGAGCUACAUUCCUCCUCCUAAACCUAAGUUACCAGGUCAUGAAGAGUCAUAUAAUCCUUCCAUUGAAUACAUUCCUACACAAGAGGAAAUAGAUUCAUACCAGCUUAUGUAUGAGGAGGAUCGCCCAAAGUUCAUUCCGAAACGAUUUGAGUCCCUUCGAAGUGUACCUGCAUAUGAGAAGGCACUGAGGGAAGGUUUUGAUCGGUGUCUAGAUCUUUAUCUCUGCCCUAGAACCCGCAAAAAGCGUGUUUAUGAUCUCCAAAAAGCUCAGUUGGUAAAGAAGAUGGAGUCAGGUCUCCGCGAGAUUUCCUCCAUCUCGAUCCAUCCUGGUGGUGAUAAUGUUAUUGUCGGAAGCAAAGAUGGAAAACUAUGCUGGUUUGAUAGUACUCAUCUAUCUACCAGACCAUACAAGACUCUAAAGUAUGGUUCUUCUCUUAUUUCAAUCCCUUUUUGA